CAAAAUUAAGUGCUUUUAACAAAAUAGUUUUUAUUUUAUUUAAUAUAUAUACAAUUUUUGAGUGGAAAUAAUAAAUCUAAUAAAAAGAAUAGUAAAAAAAUGAAUGCUAGAAAUGUACAAAUCCCUCUUCCGGAAACAACAAUGGCUAAUACAAUUGAACUCGAUACUCGAAUUGAUUUUGGACUUUCCAACAUUUUGGUGAUAACAUCUUAUUUGCUUAUUGUUUUGAAAAUUGGACCCAGCUAUAUGAAAUCAAGGCCAGCCUUCCAAUUAAAAAACUUCAUAAUAUGGUACAACAUUUAUCAAAUUAUAGCUUGCAUUUAUCUUUGUACUCGGAUAUAUUUAAUUGAUCUUCCAUCUUUUGACUACGGAGCAUGUGUUGAUGUUGAUGGGUUAGGAAUAAAAGUUGAAAUAGAUUUCGAUCACAUUACAAAUUUUGUUUUUUGGCUUAAAGUAACUGAAUUAACUGAAACUAUAGUUUUUGUUUUGAGGAAAAAACAAAGCCAAGUUACUUUUCUACAUGUUUUCCAUCACUCUUCAAUGGUAUUUAUGUCAUACAGCUUCGGUACAGUUUAUAGAACAAGUUCAGCAAUGUUCCCUCUAUUCAUAAACUGCUGUGUUCAUAUUGUCAUGUACACUUACUAUCUCAUGGCUGCAGUUCUUCCCAGGAACGUUGUUGCCAAAUUAACUCCGUUCAAGAAAGCCAUAACAACAAUGCAAAUGGUCCAGUUUACUAUUGUCCUGCUACAAGUUGUUGUUACCAAGAUGAAUGGUUGCAAAAUUCCUGAACUGCUGUUAGCUGUAUAUAUUACAUCAAUUGCUGUCAUUUUCUAUGGAUUUUAUGAUUUCUACAAGAAAAGUUAUAUAGAAGCUCAAAACAAAAUUAAUAACAAAAAACCAACAUAAAAAUUAGAACAACUUUAACAUUGAACAAAUUUUAAUUUUUAAACUACAAAAAAAAAAUAUCUCAAACUUAUUUAUUAUGAUUAA
Messenger RNA from Episyrphus balteatus (marmalade hoverfly), 990 nucleotides. RefSeq names its product elongation of very long chain fatty acids protein 7-like. Gene Ontology annotation, molecular function: fatty acid elongase activity. The transcript is spliced from 5 exons. Bases 100 to 906 code for a protein of 268 amino acids. Gene Ontology annotation, biological process: fatty acid elongation, saturated fatty acid; fatty acid elongation, polyunsaturated fatty acid; very long-chain fatty acid biosynthetic process. Gene Ontology annotation, cellular component: endoplasmic reticulum membrane. Lineage: Eukaryota; Metazoa; Arthropoda; Insecta; Diptera; Syrphidae. The record is from RefSeq and is a predicted model, not a curated record.